This is a messenger RNA of Ochotona curzoniae (black-lipped pika), 665 nucleotides long. Its product is annotated as MRN complex-interacting protein-like. Gene Ontology annotation, molecular function: chromatin binding. The transcript is spliced from 6 exons. The coding region runs from base 14 to 601 and encodes 195 amino acids. The record is from RefSeq and is a predicted model, not a curated record. NCBI's taxonomy places the organism in Eukaryota, Metazoa, Chordata, Mammalia, Lagomorpha, Ochotonidae. Gene Ontology annotation, cellular component: nucleus. Gene Ontology annotation, biological process: mitotic G2 DNA damage checkpoint signaling.
GGUGGGAGGCCCCAUGGCGCCGCCUCAGCGCUGCCGCGUCCUCAGGUGCUGCAGCUGCGGCCUCUUCCAAGCGCACCAGCUGAAAAAGAGUCCCAAAUGGACGUGCAAAGCCUGCGGCAAGAAACAGUCGUUUUUGCGGAGCUACGGUGAGGGCUCCGGUGCUGACUGCAGGCGCCAUGUCCAAAAGUUAAAUCUGCUGCAAGGACAGGUCUCAGAGCUGCCGCUCAGGUCUCUGGAGGGUUCUGGAAGUGUCAGAGAAGAAGAACUUGAAGAUCACCAUCAGGCAGAGAAUGUGGAUCCUCAGCCCUCUGAGAGCCGCUGGCUGAAGUGUCUGCACAAGGACUCCCCGGAACUGGAGCUGGGAGGAGGAGUGUGUUUCCAUGGACAGUCCUCAUCCGACAUGGAGGAGUCAGACCCUCCCUUCAGUCAGGAGCUGCCCAGAAAAAGGAAAUGGAGCCCGAGUCGGCCCAGCUGUUGCACAAACGUGACAUCCCAGACUUGGGCACUCCCAGGGGCACCUGGCCACCCCAGAAGGUUGGUGAUAGGGAAUAUUGCUUCCACUUUGGUCCCAGUGAUCACCAAGCACACACAGAACUGUUGAAGUAUGAGCUUUUUACCCCCCAAAGCUCAGCUUCCUGUUCUUGCCUGUGUGGAGCCAACUCCUU